Molecule: messenger RNA, 1812 nt
Organism: Impatiens glandulifera
Lineage: Eukaryota; Viridiplantae; Streptophyta; Magnoliopsida; Ericales; Balsaminaceae
Product: protein NRT1/ PTR FAMILY 5.10-like
Exons: 4
Coding region: 82-1764 (560 amino acids)
Biological process (GO): transmembrane transport; dipeptide transport
Cellular component (GO): membrane
Molecular function (GO): dipeptide transmembrane transporter activity; tripeptide transmembrane transporter activity
Source: RefSeq, a predicted model, not a curated record
AUUAGCAACAAGGAAGUUCUAGGGUAUCCUUCCUUUUAAAUCCAUCUAGUGCUAGUUUGAACAGUAAGUGAUCCAUGAACAAUGAUCGGUGAUUCUUUCACCUCCGCCGAUACUUCUACUCCUCUUCUAACAGGCGACAUUGUUGAAGGAGUUUCCGACUACAAUGGCCGCCCAGUCGAAAGAUCAAAUUUCGGUGGCUGGAGAUCCGCCUCCUUUAUUAUAGGGGUUGAAGUUGCCGAGAGAUUUGCAUAUUUCGGCGUAAGCUCCAACUUAAUUAGCUAUCUGACCGGUCCGCUAGGUCAGUCCACGGCCACUGCUGCAGCAAACGUCAAUGCAUGGUCAGGAGCUGCCUGUUUGUUACCGCUCCUUGGAGCCUUUGUUGCCGAUUCAUUUCUAGGUCGUUACCGUACUAUUAUCAUAUCUUCAUGUGUCUACACCCUGGCAAUUGGGCUAUUAUUCCUUUCUGUUGUUCUUCCAUCUGAUGGCUUCUCGGAUUCUUCUUCUCCUCCACUGGUUAAGAUUAUCAUCUUCUUCUUUGCAUUAUACCUGGUAGCCAUUGCACAAGGAGGACAUAAGCCUUGUGUACAAGCUUUUGGAGCUGAUCAGUUUGAUGCACAAGAUCCUAAAGAAUGCAAAGCCAAAAGCUCAUUCUUCAACUGGUGGUAUUUCUGUGUUUGUGGAGGUACUGGGGUAACCACCAUAAUAAUGAACUAUAUACAGGAUAACCUCAGCUGGGGUCUUGGAUUUGGAAUUCCUUGUAUUGUCAUUAUCUGUGCACUUGUUAUAUUUUUGUUGGGCACAAAAACAUACAGAUUUGGAACCACAAGUGUUGGAAGAAGAAGCUCCUUUAGCAGAAUUAGUCUUGUAUUCAUCAAAGCAGCUAGGAACUGGCAAAUCAAAGAAGAAGUUCAUGGAGCUUCUGAACAAUUCAGGUUUGUUAACAAAGCCUUAUUACAAUCACUUGAUGAUUCAAACAAAGUUGAUCACACUUGCACCUUAGAAGAAGUUGAAGAGGCAAAGGCAAUUCUAAGGCUAGUUCCAAUAUGGGGCUCAUGUCUUAUAUACGCCAUUGUAUUUGCACAAGCUAACACUCUUUUCACCAAACAAGGUGUCACCAUGAAUAGAUCAAUUACUCCAAGCUUUAACAUACCACCCGCUUCCCUUCAAUGCUUCAUAAGCCUCUCCAUAAUCAUCUUCAUGCCCAUCUAUGACCAAAUAUUUGUUACCAGAACUAGAGCUAUUACUGGAAAACCCUCUGGCAUAACCAUGCUCCAAAGGAUCGGAUUUGGGAUCUUCCUAUCAAUUGUUUCCAUAUCAAUUGCUGCUAUAGUCGAGAGAAAAAGGCUCUUAACCGCUUUCCAAUAUGGUCUUAUAGAUAAACCAAAGGAAACUGUUCCAAUGAGCAUUUGGUGGUUAGUGCCGCAAUACAUGUUGUUUGGCAUAUCAGAUGUGUUCACCAUGGUUGGUUUACAAGAGUUUUUUUACGAUCAAGUGCCGCUUGAAUUGAAGAGUGUCGGACUUGCUCUUUAUCUUAGCAUUUUUGGAGUGGGGAGCCUUCUAAGCAGCCUUCUUAUUUCUGUUAUCGAGACCAUUACUAAUAGAGAUGGUCGGGAUAGUUGGUUUUCGAACAGUUUGAACCGGGCUCAUUUGGACUACUUUUAUUGGCUGUUAGAUGGGCUUAGCAUGUUCGCCUUUAUAGUUUAUUUGUACAUUGCCAGACGAUACAUCUACUACAAUCAUCGAGGCAAGGGCACUAUUAUAUGAGGUACUUGUCUCUAUUGGUUAUCUUAGUAAUGUAUAUUCGGUAAUUUG